Pseudogymnoascus destructans is the source of this 1228-nucleotide messenger RNA. RefSeq names its product ribosomal protein L5 (gene RPL5). Gene Ontology annotation, biological process: ribosomal large subunit assembly; translation. Gene Ontology annotation, molecular function: 5S rRNA binding; structural constituent of ribosome. The transcript has 2 exons. Lineage: Eukaryota; Fungi; Ascomycota; Leotiomycetes; Thelebolales; Thelebolaceae. Bases 388 to 1104 code for a protein of 238 amino acids. Gene Ontology annotation, cellular component: ribosome; cytosolic large ribosomal subunit. The record is from RefSeq and is a predicted model, not a curated record.
CUCCUUCUCUUGACAACGCCUUUUCGACACAACAUUCCAGUAAUUGUGCGGCCAAUCUAUCAAGAUGGUAAGUUCAUCAACACCGUUCAGCAUAGCAUGCUUGAACGAGAAUUCCGUGGAUCUUGAGGAUCUGCGUUGAAUGGGUCCAUGCAAGAUGCUUCGGAUGAGAUCUGAAGCGCAAAUUGCUGACUCUGGUUUUCUUCACAGCCUUUCACCAAGCUGGUUAAGAACUCCGCGUACUACAGUCGCUUCCAGACUAAGUACAAGCGCCGUCGUUCCGGAAAGACCGAUUACUACGCUCGCAAGCGCCUCAUCACCCAGGCCAAGAACAAGUACAAUGCGCCCAAAUACCGCCUUGUGGUUCGCUUCACCAACCGCGACAUCGUGAUGCAGAUCGUCACCUCCGAGAUCUCCGGAGACAAGGUCUUCUGCGCCGCCUACUCGCACGAGCUGAGGGCCUACGGUCUUGAGCACGGUCUCACCAACUGGGCUGCCGCUUACUGCACUGGUCUCCUGAUCGCCCGCCGUGUCCUUAAGAAGCUCGGCAUGGACGCCGACUUCCAGGGUGUUGAGGAGGCUGACGGAGAGUUCACCCUCACCGAGGCCGCUGGGGAUGAGGACGCCCGCCGCCCAUUCAAGGCCUUCCUCGAUGUUGGUCUUGCCCGCACCUCCACCGGUGCCCGCAUCUUUGGUGCCAUGAAGGGUGCAUCCGAUGGUGGCAUCCUCGUGCCCCACUCCGAGAACCGCUUCCCUGGUUACGACAUGGAGUCCAAGGAGCUCGACGCCGAGACCCUCCGCAAGUACAUCUUCGCUGGCCACGUCGCUGAGUACAUGGAGACCCUCGCCGAUGACGAUGAGGAGCGCUACAAGUCCCAGUUCCAGGGUUAUAUCGAUGAUGAGAUAGAGGCCGAUGGACUUGAGGAGCUUUACCAGGACAUCCACAAGCAGAUCCGUGAGGACCCAUUCAAGAAGGUUGAGGGUGCCGCCGAGAAGAAGGACAAGGACGAGUACAAGAAGGAGUCCCUCAAGUACAAGGGCCGCAAGCUCACAAAGGAGGAGAAGAUCGAGCGCGUCAAGGCCAAGAUCGCCGAGCUCAGAGAGUAAAUUUCUGUACCGGUGUCUUGAGACUUCUGUGCUCUGUUUUUUUUUCUCUUUAGUGCUUCAUAGGUAUACCAACAACAAUGAGGCGUUCUUGAGCAUUUUGCUUUCCAAACGAUUAUGAACUAUG